CUCGCAGCGGGGGCCCGCCCGCUGGCUGGUUUCCGGUUCGGUGGGUCCAGGAUGACAGAGCCGGGCGCCUCUCCGGAGGACCCCUGGGUCAAGGCAAGCCCCGUGGGCGCGCACGCCGGCGAGGGGAGGGCGGGCCGGGUUCGUGCACGUAAGGGGUCCGGAAGACGAGGGGCUGCCCUCCUGUCCCCCAAGUCCCCCCUGGUGUCCGGGCCCCGGGGCUGCAGAGAAGACCAGGCGGGCCCGGCCUGUGCGCAGGUGGAGUACGCCUACAGCGAGAACGUGGACUCCGGGCUUUUUGUAGACAACGCCAGCAAGGGCAGUGUAGUGUCCAGAGCUAACAGCAUCGGGUCCACCAGUGCCUCUUCUGUUCCCAACACAGAUGACGAGGACAGCGACUACCAGCAGGAGUCUUACAAGGAGUCCUACAAGGACCGGCGGCGGCGAGCACACACGCAGGCUGAGCAGAAGCGGAGGGACGCCAUCAAGAGAGGCUAUGAUGACCUUCAAACCAUCGUCCCCACCUGCCAGCAGCAGGAUUUCUCCAUCGGCUCCCAGAAGCUCAGCAAAGCCAUCGUUCUGCAGAAGACCAUCGACUACAUCCAGUUUUUGCACAAAGAGAAGAAAAAGCAGGAAGAGGAGGUGUCCACGCUCCGCAAGGACGUCACAGCCCUAAAAAUCAUGAAAGUGAACUAUGAGCAGAUUGUGAAGGCGCACCAGGACAACCCCCAUGAGGGCAAGGACCAGGUCUCAGACCAGGUCAAGUUCAAUGUGUUUCAAGGCAUCAUGGACUCGCUGUUCCAGUCCUUCAAUGCCUCCAUCUCAGUGGCCAGCUUCCAGGAGCUGUCGGCCUGUGUCUUCAGCUGGAUCGAGGAGCACUGCAAGCCGCAGACCCUGCGUGAGAUCGUGAUUGGCGUCCUGCACCAGCUGAAAAACCAGCUGUACUGAUGGUCUUGGGAGCCCCUGGGCCUUCAAGCCUGGACUGUGACACUUCACACGGGUCAGCUGCCUCCUACUUGCUGUCUGGUUUCCCCAGUCCCAUUCCAUCUUCUGUGGGGCUGGGCUGUGUGUUUUGUCAAAGCUCCUGAUUAAUUUAUUAUAGUGACCAUAAAACCUGAACCUACCUGGUCUCCCGUCCCCUACCCCCGUGAAGUCCUUGGUGGGAGGUCUGCUCCAGGCUCCUGGAGGGCACUGGCCUUGGACCUGUGCUUGUGGUUGCACCUGCUGGGUCUUUGAUCUUGGGUGAUGCCUGGCCGUUCUGACAGCUGCUGGGAGCAGUCAGUGGAGACCCUCCCCCAGGCACUGGGGUGAGAGCUGGGGUUCCUGGGCGUCUCCCUUUGCUCCCUGCCCUGCCCUGCCCUGGGUGGGAGAAAUGGCCUGUGUGUGCUGCUACUUCUGCUUUCCUGUCCCCACACUUCAUGCAAAGGCAGAUGUGACACAGCACUAUGUAUCUGAGAUGUUUUAUUUUUCUAAACACCAGUUUUCUUAAAGCUAUCACUUUGGAAAAUUAACUAGAUCUUAAAACUAACCCAAACUUUUUAUUUUUUAAAGGAGGAUGAGGGAGGUUCUUAACUCCAAGAUCUCGUUUACUUUAAAUGUCUGUUUUUAUCUACUCAAGAUGCACAGUAACAGAGAUCUUCCAUCUGCUCGUUCCCUCCCCAAAUGCUGACAAUAGCCAAGACUGGGUCUGGGUGAAGCCAGAAGCCCAGAUCCACCUAGCUCUCCCAUGUGAGUGGCAGAUGAGCCACACUCUGCUGCCUCCAGGAUGAAUUAACAGGAAACUGGAUGGCACUAGAACUGCUGGGACUCAAACCAGCACUCGAACAUGGGAUAUGGGUGUCUGAAGUCACUGUGCCACCUUGCCCACCAUCACAUGCCCCCAGCCUUAUCUAGGACCUGUCUCCCAGGCUUACCUGCAACCCCCAGGACUCUGAUGGGUGAAAGCCCUGGGCUCCCAGAUGCCAUGUGUGUGACAGGCUCCCUUCCCUGCCCUAUCCCCCAGGUUCCCUGCAGAGCCGCCCUCAGGUUUGUUAUCAGGGAGGGCAUGACUAUCCAGAGGCAAUACAAUAUUUUUAUAACAGAUUAUAUUACAAUAAAUACUGCCAAAUGCU
Molecule: messenger RNA, 2108 nt
Organism: Ochotona curzoniae (black-lipped pika)
Lineage: Eukaryota; Metazoa; Chordata; Mammalia; Lagomorpha; Ochotonidae
Product: max-like protein X
Exons: 9
Coding region: 52-945 (297 amino acids)
Biological process (GO): regulation of transcription by RNA polymerase II
Cellular component (GO): nucleus
Molecular function (GO): RNA polymerase II cis-regulatory region sequence-specific DNA binding; protein dimerization activity; DNA-binding transcription factor activity, RNA polymerase II-specific
Source: RefSeq, a predicted model, not a curated record